This is a messenger RNA of Stylonychia lemnae, 819 nucleotides long. The record is from the annotation of a GenBank genome assembly. NCBI's taxonomy places the organism in Eukaryota, Ciliophora, Spirotrichea, Sporadotrichida, Oxytrichidae.
AUGGAACUAGAUUACUUAAAGACUCUUCCACUCGGUGGAUUCAACUUUGACAACUGCAUCAGAAAUAGAGCAAUGGCUGAGAGUGGCAUCUUGCAAGCUCCUAAGACCAUGAAGACUGGUACUACUAUUUGUGGAGUUCUCUUUAAGGAUGGAGUUGUUCUUGCAGCUGAUACCAGAGCAACUGGUGGUUCUAUUGUUGGUGAUAAAAACUGCGAGAAGAUUCAUAACCUUGCUCCAAAUAUUUUCUGCUGUGGUGCAGGUACUGCUGCUGAUUGUGAUCAUGUCACAGAGAUGAUUAAGAGGCAACUUGAAUUACACAGAUUAAACACUCAUUCUGAGAACAGAGUGCAAAUGGCUGCAUUAAAGUUAGUUGCUCAUGCCUUCAAAUAUGGUGGACAAAUCGGAACUCAUUUGAUCGUAGGUGGAGUUGAUGUAAAGGGACCUUAACUUAUUGAAUGUUCAAAUGAUGGUAACAUGUACUCAAUGCCAUAUCAUACCACCGGCUCUGGUUCACUAGCCGCUAUGGCAAUCAUGGAAACUAGAUAUAAGGAGAAUAUGACCAGAGAAGAAGCUGUCAACUUGUGCAUCGCAGCCAUUGAAGCAGGUAUCUAUCACGAUCUAGGAUCUGGAUCAAAUGUAGAUGUUUGUGUUAUUACUAGAAACAAAUAUGAAAUGCUUAGAAACAUCAAGCAUGAUAACUUCAAGGUCUUUUCAAAGCCAGGAGGAUAUCAAUUCAAGAAGGAUAGAGUCCAAGUUGUAGAAGAGUUCAAGCAUAAAUUAGUGGUUGAGGCUGGUGAAUAACCAAUGGAUUUAAGCUGA